CCAAGUGUUCGGAGGGAGAAUGCCCCAGAACCCUCGAGAGUCAAGACCCAAAGCUUCAAGGCGAUAAGGAGGGCAUCGUCGCCGGCGAAGGAGAGAGAUCCGGCGAUCGCCGCCGGUAUGGAGGAGGACAAGGGGGGAAGUACUGCGGCAAUGGAGGUGGAGGAUGCCGGUGGUGUGCCGGCGGGCAGUGGUGACGCAUGGGAACUGCUUUCAAUGGCUCGGCAGCUCGUUGGUGAGGGAAAGGCCUCUCUUGCACUUCAAGCGGUAGUAAUGGCCAUGAAAUCUGAGGGCGGACAACAGGCUGUUUUCGAGACACUGCACCGUGCUCGUGAGCUUUACAGAAGCAGACUCCAAGCGAAUGCUGCAGCAGACGAACUAGCCUCAUUGUUUGCAGAGUGUGCCAUAGCCGAAGCCAAACCUGCGGCUUCCAACCCCCCACCAUCAAACAUGGUCAGGGCAUCAUUACAUUUACAAGAAUCUGCCGAUAACUCCAUACUAGCAAUGAGUGGUCGAAAGCAGAUCAUGCUUGAUGCCUUCGCCGACGGAAGCAGUUUCAUUUGUUUGCAAUGCGGCGGUCUCGUCAGUAAUCUUCGCAAGGAUGAACAUCAAGCUUACUGGUGUGACUAAAAUACUCUUUGUUGCUGUAUAGCUAUUUCAAACUUUUUGUACUGAUUUGAUUUCCUUACAAACAAUUUAACAAACUUUAUCUACUUUGUAAUUUUGCUGAUCC
Molecule: messenger RNA, 730 nt
Organism: Dioscorea cayenensis subsp. rotundata (Guinea yam)
Lineage: Eukaryota; Viridiplantae; Streptophyta; Magnoliopsida; Dioscoreales; Dioscoreaceae
Exons: 2
Coding region: 118-627 (169 amino acids)
Source: RefSeq, a predicted model, not a curated record